This is a messenger RNA of Nothobranchius furzeri (turquoise killifish), 3335 nucleotides long. RefSeq names its product phospholipase A2 group III (gene pla2g3). The record is from RefSeq and is a predicted model, not a curated record. Gene Ontology annotation, molecular function: A2-type glycerophospholipase activity. NCBI's taxonomy places the organism in Eukaryota, Metazoa, Chordata, Actinopteri, Cyprinodontiformes, Nothobranchiidae. Gene Ontology annotation, biological process: phospholipid metabolic process; arachidonate secretion.
CACCGACGUGCCCUCCUCCUCCUCUCCAUAUUUAAACCGAGUUGGGGUCUGAAUGUAUGAAGAACCUCCCAGACAGCAGCCGGCUCCAUCCAUUCACCACUUUUAUGCAGCGCCAUGACGCACGCUGCUCUUUUUCUUCCUCUAAUUCUAACUUUAUCAUCAUUCCUGGGCUUCUCCACCGCGCAAGCCUCCGCCAUCUGCCCCUGGACCAAAGUUAUGCCCGACAACAAUCUGUACUACAAUUUUGUGAGGACGGACAAUGGACAGAGUCAUCCCUCCACGCGCCUGUACCACAGCUUCUGGUCCGGGUCCGAGCAGCACCUGCUACUCAGCUGCAGCUGGACCGAGGACGUGGAGGUGAUCCGGAGCUACCUGUCCGUGUGCCGGCAGCGCCCACAGGACUUUUCCGGUCCGCCAAAGGAAAAUCUGGAGAAUCUCCUUUUGGGGGCUGAUCAAUGCGUUCCUUUGACGUCUGGGAUGCUGGAGAGCAGAGGGAGGAGAGACAGGAGGAGCGUUGGAGGUCCAGGACAAGAAGAAAGGUCAGAGGUCGCAAAGCAUCCGCGUGUGAAGCGCGGCUUCAUUGUUCCGGGGACUCUAUGGUGCGGUUCUGGCAACAAGGCGCCUUCAUACACAGAUCUGGGAGUCUUCUCCAACACGGACAGCUGCUGCCGGGAGCACGACCAGUGCAAACACACCAUCUUGUCCUUUCAGUCUGGCUUUGGUGUCUUCAACAGCAACAUCUUCACCAUGUCCCACUGCGACUGCGAUAAAACGUUUCGCAGCUGUCUGAGGGAGGCAAACGACAGGAUAUCAGAAGUGGUGGAAUACACCUUCUUCAACCUGCUGAAGAUGCACUGCUUCACACUCUCCAACAGGCUCCAGUGUGCAGAGAGAAAUUGGUUUGGGAUGUGUAAAAAAAGUCAAAUGGCGUUGUACGCUGAUGUCCACCCACCAGAACUGUCUGAAGCUCCCCAGCCAAAGGCCUGCUUGAACACCUCAUGCAUCAACAUUAAUGCGACAAUACCUGCAGAACUCUUGGAGAGCAGCUUGACAGAUCCAGAGCUCCACAGAAUGUCCACCACAGCUUCAACUCCUGCUGCCCCUGCCUCUUCGGGCAGCUCCCCCUCCAUCACUGCUGCUGCCCAUCGUCCAGAUUCCACUGCACUGGUGAGACCUAAAGGAUCCGCGCCAGAGGGGAAAGAUGAGCUGAUGGUGGUACCCAUCAAACACCAGACUGACAUGAGUCGGUACAAAAACAUCUCAGAGGAACAGAUGUCCUGUGGUGUGUAUAAAGAUCUUGAUGAAUGCAGGAGUAAGAUCCCGCCCCAGCAGAGGAGACAUGGCCUCCAGAACUCGGAAGAUAGGACACUGUACCACUGCAACUGCACCACCAGAUUGUUCCAGACUCUGGCUCAACAGAAGCAGCUGACAAAAGUGCAGACUUUUCUACUAGGACACGUGUCUCUGUCCUGCUUCCUGCUGCCGAACUGCCCAACAGGCAACACCUGCACAGCAAUGGUUGUGAAAGCUGAGCUUCCUGGGCUGAACCAGAGGCCUGCAGAGGUGGAGGAGCAGCGCCAUCUACAGGCGGUGAGGCUGAAGGUCAGCAGGACAAACAUGAGAGCAAAGAGGAAAGACAGACCUGUUAGACUCUACAAGCUGUGUCAAAGGAUGACUCGAACCAAACACACACAGAAGGUCACGACUCGAGGAUAAAACCCAAAUGACCGGGACGAUUUUAGAAAGGCUGAGAAAUCAGCACUAAGGGAAGAUUUAGAGUCCUUAAAAUGUAUAAAUGUAGAUUAAAAAUGUGCUCUUGAAAGUUUUUCUUUUAAUAUUGUCAGUUUUAUAGGCUGUUGUUGUGUCCUGAAUUAGACUGACACGUAUUCAAAUUUAAUUAUAGCUUAAAAUCUAUAAUAUGCACCAGUUAACAGAAGUACCAUGUAUCUUUGACAUUUUUUUAUAUUUUAGAAUAUAAAUGUAACAAAUUUGCAAGAAUGUGUUUUAAUAAUAAGCUGCUUUAGAAAAUGUGUCAUUUUUUUAUGUUAUUUUAUAAUACUCACCAAAUAUUUAUUUGAUAUUAUUAAUGCCUCCAGUACUGAAAGCUUUGAAUUUGUUAAAUAUUGCACUGUUUUGUAUUUUCUGUCAACAAUUGGGAUGAUAGAAAUAAUGAAAACUCGACCCUGCGCCCACAAAACUUGCUCAUUUAUCCAGAUGAAAUUCUAAUUGACGGGUGAGGUUUGUGAGUCACACUUUUGAUGUUUCUGAGACAAUGGAGCAGAAAAACUGAGAUGAAAACAAAUAUUUUGUUUGAUAGAUUUUCAGCAUUUGUUUGUGCUUCUGUUUAGUUUAAAAAAAUAUUAACUUUAAACUUUGUUACAUAGUGAAGUGUGGUGAGGAAAAAUGACUCAUCAUGCUUCUUGGCUGAGUAGUAAAUAAGUCAGUUUAUUCUCUCUCAGCCUUCAAAAAUGACACCUUAUCCAUGCUUCUUCCAGUUCCCGAGUCUGUCAGGUUCACAGAUUCUCUCAGUCCUCCGCCACACUCAGCAGUCCACCUAUAUACACACCCUUAAGACCCCGCCUCCAAUUAAGAUUGGCCAAUCACCUCAGCCUUUCACAGGAGAAAAGCACAUUAAAGUGUUUCACAUUACCAUCUCAAUAAUAAAAUAUACAUUUAAACCACAUGCAAUUCACACAUAAUUUGUUCUAGACAUUUCUCUAAGUUCCUCCAACCAUGGUCAAACAUUUUCUAUGAAAAGGCUGCAUUUGAGGUGGGCUCCCCCUUUAGCGCCUUCAAGAUGGCUGCCAGAGAGGACACGCCCUGAGGGUAACAGACAUUUUAAGUCUGACAAAGCUAACACUAUAAUCACUGUCUUAAACACUAAAGAAAAAUGUUUUGUUUUCUUAACAAACUUUUAAAAGACUGGUUCUCUUGCAGUAGAUUUAUAAUGAUAUGUCGGCUGUAGCUUUCCCUUUAUUAAUGCACUUGUAUUUGUACAAUAUUCUGUUUGUCUAGUUGAGCCUAUUUAUAAAUUGUAUAUAGUUGUGCAUAUGAAAUAUUUGCUUUAUGAGACAAGAAAUAAAUGUGACUGAUUAAAGUAGAACAAUUGAAUAAUUAAAAAAAUGGCUAAUUUCUUCUCUAUCGGUCCCUUGAAGCUUGAUGCUAAUAACGUAUGCAUGUGGUCAGUUUGAAGCAAGUUUAGCAAAUAGAAACAAGAACAUCAACAUUUAUUUUAUAGUAACUAGUCAGGCACAUAGCUGAAGUUGAAGUUAAAACACCCCCUAGUGGUGAACUGCAGUUUGACAAAUCGCAGUUUCCAGAAUAUUAACAUGAAA